Molecule: messenger RNA, 1355 nt
Organism: Mycotypha africana
Lineage: Eukaryota; Fungi; Mucoromycota; Mucoromycetes; Mucorales; Mycotyphaceae
Exons: 2
Coding region: 144-1049 (301 amino acids)
Source: RefSeq, a predicted model, not a curated record
CUAAUAAUUUAGAAGCAUAUUUACUAAAAUAGAAAUACUUUUUGAUACAACCCCAACCUCUCCCUUCUUAAUUCUAGUAUUUUCAUACGCGAAGUACUGUAGGAUAAACUAAAAUAGCUUUUUUUGGAGAAAUUAUACAAUAAAUGAAACAAGUUUAUGUUACACAUGUGCUUGUAACAGUGUCGACCUUCAAGCAGGUUCUUUUUCAAGAAAAAAUAACAAUUUGGCUCUUUCUUUAUCUUAAGAUUAUUAUUUUCAGAGAAAUGAACUUCAUUAAACGCCUUUUCGCUCUUGAGGAAGAACGACAUUGGCGGUCUUUCGAUGUAUUCGAUCAACAUCAUAGCACAAGCAAGGAAAACUUUUUCGUGGCUAUUACUCGCUCCAACUCUACUUCCACAAAAAGAACAACUUAUUCUUUAAAUUCUUCCUCGCACUCCACUACCUCUUCAUCACAGAAAACCUACGCAAAGAGAGAUAUGCAAAGCAAACGACAAACCAGUGCUGCGGCUUUGAAGUCAAAAUUCAGAUUCUUGCACAAACGUAAGCCAAAAAAUUCGUUUGCAAUACAGCAGCGUCAAGAUGAUGUUAGAAGCCAAACACCAGACUCAACAGCAAAAACGAGGACAUUUGCAUUGAUGAAAAAGAAUACCAUUAGUAAUAAUGCACACGAUUGUGGUAAUCAGCAGGAAAAAGAGAAGGAACUCUAUGAUAAACUAAGAGAAGCUAAUAGAACAAAAGUACGCCAAGGAAAAGGAACAACACAAAAAUUAACAAGGCAACAGCGGCCAAUUAUAUGUCAAUCAACAAAUUCUCAAAUAAUUUAUUGCCAUUCUUCACGAAAAGAACAGAGAAGUUAUUAUAAUAAUUUUUUCAUAUCUGUGCCUACUGCUAGAAGGCAGUACAUUGACCCACCGUCUGGAGAAAUGUUACAAGUUUUUAUUCCUCCAUCAUCUACUACUGAACCCUCGUUUGUGUCCAACGAAAGUACUAUAGAUGAUAACAGCAUUGAUGGAUACAAUUAUAGCACUACAACCAAUACUGCGUGCUAGAAACAUGUACAAUACCCGGAAUAAAGUACGACGAAAAAGGUUUUGAUCAUCAUUGGCCAUGGUACAACCACUAUUAGCAUACAUAGUGUUGUCUAUGAUAGACAACCAAGUUUCAGAGUGUGGACUUUUUUUUCCAAAUUCUGUUGAUUGCUCUAGUGUAGUUUAAUCCUUAUAAGCGGCCUUUUAAUUCUAGCAUGUCAUGUUGCAAUCGAUAUUUUUAUCUUAAAAACACUAUUUUUGUAUCAAAAAACUCUCUCCUCGUGGAAGAUAGACGUAACGAGUCAUGGCAAACAGCGACAUUACACC